AUGAAAGAAGUUAAAGCAGCAACCGAUUUAGAACUGUUGGUUAAUAAAAUUGAUAGCACGGGAUAUAUUUGUAGGCUUAAGCAAUCUGUUAAAACAUGUAAAAUAUGCAACAUAAAACAUUUUAUAUCGCAUGAUUGGUUUACUGAUUUAGAAAAAGAAUUUAAAGAUGAUUAUUUUGAAACUCUUUGUACAAAACUUCAUGGUAAGGUGUUUUUUCCUAAAGUAGAAAAUAUAUUUACUUUUACGUAUUUUUUUCCGUUAGCAGACACAAAAGUUGUUAUUUUAGGGCAAGAUCCAUAUCACAACUUAAAUCAAGCUAUGGGUUUAGCCUUUUCUGUUCCCAACAAUGUUAAAAUACCGCCUAGCUUAAAGAAUAUUUUUCAAGAGUUAAAAAAUGACAUUUUAGAUUUUGUAAUUCCAAAACAUGGAAAUCUGGAAGCAUGGGCUAAACAAGGUGUUUUACUUUUAAAUGAUGUACUUACUGUCGAACAACACAAACCUGGUUCACACAGCGAUUUAGGUUGGGAAAUAUUUACCAAAGCAAUUUUAAGUAAAAUUAACGAAACAUGUCAAAACGUUGUUUUUAUUUUUUGGGGAAACUAUGCUAGGUCUAAAAGUAAGUAUGUAAAUAAACACAAACAUUUAGUACUUGAAGCCGCACAUCCAAGUCCUUUUAGUGCUUAUAAAUUCUUUGGGUGUAAACAUUUUUCUAAGACAAAUGAGUAUUUAGUAAAGAACGGAAAAUCUCCAAUUAAUUGGAAUUUAUAG
Vairimorpha ceranae is the source of this 768-nucleotide messenger RNA. RefSeq names its product uracil-dna glycosylase. The transcript has a single exon. Gene Ontology annotation, cellular component: nucleus; mitochondrion. Lineage: Eukaryota; Fungi; Microsporidia; Nosematidae. Gene Ontology annotation, molecular function: uracil DNA N-glycosylase activity. Gene Ontology annotation, biological process: base-excision repair, AP site formation via deaminated base removal; base-excision repair. The record is from RefSeq and is a predicted model, not a curated record. Bases 1 to 768 code for a protein of 255 amino acids.